This is a messenger RNA of Sorghum bicolor (sorghum), 2425 nucleotides long. Its product is annotated as serine carboxypeptidase-like 27. Gene Ontology annotation, cellular component: vacuole. Bases 792 to 2195 code for a protein of 467 amino acids. The record is from RefSeq and is a predicted model, not a curated record. Gene Ontology annotation, molecular function: serine-type carboxypeptidase activity. Lineage: Eukaryota; Viridiplantae; Streptophyta; Magnoliopsida; Poales; Poaceae. Gene Ontology annotation, biological process: proteolysis. The transcript is spliced from 9 exons.
CAGCUGAUUUUUUCCCCCUGCCUCCCGCGCGGUUUCCCUCCAACCCUCCACCCCAUGUGCCUGAUUUCAGCCGCUUCCGCCGCCCCGCCCUUCCCCACGGCACAGCUCGGCUGAGUCGGCUCUGCUCUGCUCUCACGCGCACCACCACGCCACUAGGCUCCCCGACACCCCAUUUGCCGCGCCGUGCUGUAGCACGCAGGUGUAGACGCCGCCCGCCUAAUCCUGAAAGUUUUCUUGGAGAGGCGCGUUCAGGCAGGGCUGGUACGGCGCGCGAUCUGAUCCGGACCUUUUCCCUCCGGCGCCUGAGCUGUACCCGUGCCAAUCAAUCAUCGAAGCGGGUGAGGAAAUCUCGGCACAUUCGGCUUGUACUUGCCCGCACCUACCGCCUUUGCCGGCCGCGCCGCGCGCUGCUGGUCAGAGCCAGAGCCAGAGGCACCGGACGAGGUCAGCUGUGCCUCCGCGGCUCCGUCCUCCCUUUGACGUUUCAAGGAGACAAUCGCUCGAGCUCCUGAGCUGUCUUUGGUCAAUGGGAGUGGCUGAAGGUGGUGGCGUGCGGACCUAAAAUCCCCACUGAAAUCAAGGCAACUGCGCAAGCAAUCUCCCUGGUCAGUGGUCAGCAGCAGCAGCAGCAGCUGGAGUGCUGUUGCGUAUACUCCGCGAGUGCGAGGACUGUGCUGGGUGCAAGCACAGUUCUGCUUCCACUGCUUGAAAUCUACUUCCACUCCAGCCUCCAGUGUCUUAAAAGAUCUCCAGGGGAAGGGGAGAGCUGCAUUGGCAGCUUGCUUCUGCCCAUGCCCAGGCAUUGGAGCUUGUCGGCAAUGACAAUGGGUCACCAAUUCGCGGCUUUGGUGGUGGUGCUGCUGCUAGUGUUAGCGGGGGUGGCGGCCAUGGUCACUGCUGACCAGGAGAGCGACCGGAUCCGCGAGCUCCCGGGCCAGCCGCCCAACGUAGGGUUCUCGCAGUACUCCGGCUACGUCACCGUCAACCCGGCGCGGGGGCGCGCGCUCUUCUACUGGCUCGUCGAGGCCGUGCCGGCGGCCGGGCCCAUCGCGCCGCUCGUCCUCUGGCUCAACGGCGGGCCUGGCUGCUCGUCAGUCGGCUACGGCGCGUCCGAGGAGGUCGGCCCGUUCCGCAUCAGACCAGACGGCCAGACGCUUUACCUCAACCCCAAUUCUUGGAACAAGGCGGCCAAUUUGCUCUUCCUGGAAUCGCCGGCCGGCGUGGGGUUCUCGUACUCGAACUCGUCGCUGGAUCUGUACACCGCAGGAGAUGCAAAGACAGCACUGGAUGCCUAUGCUUUUCUCGUGAAUUGGUUGGAGAGAUUCCCACAGUACAAGUACAGGGAGUUCUAUAUUGCUGGAGAAAGUUAUGCGGGACACUACGUUCCACAAUUAGCCCAGCUCAUAUAUGAAAAGAACAAGGGCAUUCAGAAUCCGGCAAUUAAUUUCAAAGGAUUCAUGGUAGGCAAUGCAGUCACUGAUGACUACCAUGACUACCUUGGUACCUUUGAGUAUUGGUGGACUCAUGGUCUGAUCUCUGACAAGACUUAUCACAACCUGAAGGCGACAUGCUUGCUUGAUUCCUCACAACACCCUUCAUCUGACUGUGUCAAGAACCUGAAUCUAGCCAGUGCUGAAGAAGGCAAUAUUGAUCCUUAUAGUCUGAAUACAAAGCCAUGCAAUGACACCGCCUCUCUCAAGCUUGGCUUGGGUGGACGCUACCCUUGGUUGUCCAGAGCCUAUGAUCCUUGUACUGAAAGAUAUGCAAGUAUUUACUACAACAGGCCAGAAGUGCAGAUGGCAAUGCAUGCAAAUACAACUGGGCUUCAUUACCCUUGGCAAACAUGCAGCGAUAUCGUUGGAUCCUACUGGGCAGAUUCACCAAGAUCUAUGCUUCCAAUCUACCAAGAACUGAUAGCAGCUGGUAUCAAGAUCUGGGUUUUCAGUGGGGAUACAGAUGCUGUAGUUCCUGUAACUGCGACAAGGUACUCAAUAGAUGCUCUCAAGCUUCCAACAGUGGUAAAUUGGUACCCUUGGUAUGAUCAUGGGAAGGUUGGAGGUUGGAGCCAAGUUUACAAAGGACUAACCCUUGUAACCAUAGCAGGUGCAGGACAUGAAGUGCCACUGCACCGGCCUCGACAAGCUUUGAUUAUGUUCAGACACUUCUUGCAGAAUAAACCAAUGCCAACGCAAUAGCCGGUCCAAGCAGAAUUAUAGUGUAAACUACCACAGUCAUAUUUAAAUGUUUUUCAAAUUCUUUUUACUUGAUUUGAUUGUUAUUGUUACAACAUAUUAUUCAAUUAUCUCGAUUGAAUGUAUGUAUGCCCAGUAGCAAAUAGGGAUACCUGAAAUUUGUACUGCUGGAGCUAAAGAGCUCCGCUGUAUAUGAUAAUGAUAAUUUUUAGCAUCACUGUCCUUCGCCUUCA